ACGUCUGUUAAAUUAGUGUGUCGUUCAAAUAAUAGCAAUAGAAUUGCUAACCGAAAAGUUUAGGCAAAACCUCCCAACAACAAUCAACCAGAGAUGAAACAACCAACUAGCGGCGAUAGUGAUCGCAACUCUAUGGCUGGCAAAGCUAACAGGCACAGCGUACUUUUAAGUAAUGAAGAAAAUGAUCAACUAUUUCGUCUGCUUGGGCGCCGUUGUCAGACACUAAACACAGCAGUUGUCCAACUUUACACGACGCAAUCGCCAGCACAUGCAUCCUGGGUAAAACGAUGUACUGGGGCAUUAUGUUUUAUAAAAGAUAAUCUACGAAAAUCCUACUAUUUUCGGCUUUACUGUCUUAAAUCAAAUCACAUGGUCUGGGAACAGGAGCUCUAUGAAAAAAUCGAAGUAACGCAACCUAAACCAUACCUCAUUACCUUCGAGGGCCAGGAUGGUAUUGUGGCGUUUAAUUUUGCAAGUGACGAUGAAGCGGCUGGGGUCAUGAACACUACCAUUACCACGAUUAAUAAUCGAAAUAGACGACGAGAUGAACGUAUCAAGCGAAACAACACCCGUAAGGAUCCGCCUCCAGCGAGACCUCCUCCGUUGCAAGCAGCUGGCGGAUUUGCAUCGAAUAACAAUUUUACCGAUUCAGAUAUGGGUGUAACCUUACGCACAAAACAAUCUUUUACAAGCCCAUUUUCAGGACCACCUGGAACGCCUGCAUUCCACCAAUAUCCAGGUCAACCUCAAGCGGCUAAUGUUGGCAACAAUCUACACCAGAAACCUCGUAAGGUGAAGGGCAUGGGAAAACUGCAAAAGUCAGAUAUUGGAUCUCCAUCGAACUUCAAGCAUGUGACCCACGUCGGCUGGGAUCCGCAUAGCGGCUUCGACCUAAUCGGUGGACAAGAAUCGCUGAAGCCUUUUCUUGAAAAGGCUGGCGUCAGAGAUCAGCAUUUAAAAGAUCGCGAUACUUGUGCAUUUAUCUACGACUUUAUCCAAACGAACAACGUGCUGGAUACAGUGAAAUCAGAGCAGAGCAGUGGCAAAAAGCAAAAACCUCCAGCGCCCCCUCCAGUACCGGUUCGUAAUCAAACAGACGCACAGUCCGACAUGUUCCCACCUCAACAGCAAUCACAACAUCAACACAAUCAACAGCACCCACCAGGCACAGGUGUGCAACAUCAACAGCAGCAGCAGCAACAGAACGGACAGAGAAAUCCUCCACCGCCGCCGCCACAUCGUGUGCUGCCUCCGUUGCCUCCAACGACGCCACCAAAGGUGCCCAGUGCUGGUGGCCCUGCUAUAAAUCGUCCUCCACCGAUGCAACCACCACAACCGGUGCCGAUUCCUUCUGCUGCUCCGGCACCGCCUCCCCCGCCACCGCCACCUGUGAUGGCUGGGCCCGUGCCGCCCCCUCCUCCACCAAUGAUGCCCUCGCUCAAACCACCGGCUCCCGCCAUUCCUAGUACCGGUUCCAGCGGUGGAGAUGAUGGAGAUGCUCGCUCGGCGCUACUCGACAGUAUUCGCAAGGGAACCACCCUCAAGAAAGUGGAACAAAAUCCCCACAACACUAGCGGAGACAUGCGGAACGACCUUAUGACCGAGAUACAGCAAGGAUUCCAGCUGCGCCCGGUCGCCAACCGGGAGUUGAAUGCUCCGGGCGAUCGCAAUAGCACCGGCGGAGGCAGUGGUAGUAGCGGAGACGGCGGAACCGACGCCCUUGCUGAUGCGUUGCGUCGUGCCCUUGCAGAGCGUGGCCGUGUUAUUCGCCCUUCCGACGAGGACGAUAGCGAUUCUAAUUCGAACAACACCGAUUGGGAGGAUUAAAGCUGGAGCGUUAUGGUUUUGUUGCGUUUGGUGAUGUAUUUGAUGUUUUAGUCUCGUGUAUAGAAGACUUCGUUGCAUUGUUUAAUUGUGAACAUUUUUAACUACCUUGCGAACAUACGUACGGUUUUAUAUUACUUCUAUUUCGUAGCACCACACACACGUUGUGUGGCCUUGUUUACUUUAUACUGGUUAACACGCAUCAGAUAGAUGUAAUUUUUGUAUUACUUUUCUUUUGAGUAAAAUACAUGCUCUAUAAAAUAAUCUGUAGUUUAUUUAAGACUAAAAUUCCGUGGAAAACAUAUAGUAUUCUCAACUCAGACAGCAUGAAAUUCUGGUAUCCUUUAUUACACUUUCGACUCAUAUCACGCGACCGACAGGCAAUAGUUUUAUAGUAGUGUACACACCAAAACGGUUGAUUUAUUUAUCAUCAUCAAAAGUACAUUUACUUCCAUCGUAUCAACAUUUAGUUCUAAUGUAUUCAAGCCACUAACAAUUCGGCACUUUUUUACAUCUAUAACUGUAAUCCUUGCUGCACC
Molecule: messenger RNA, 2363 nt
Organism: Anopheles nili
Lineage: Eukaryota; Metazoa; Arthropoda; Insecta; Diptera; Culicidae
Gene: WASp
Product: actin nucleation-promoting factor WASL
Exons: 7
Coding region: 94-1827 (577 amino acids)
Biological process (GO): actin filament organization; regulation of Rho protein signal transduction
Cellular component (GO): plasma membrane
Molecular function (GO): actin binding; small GTPase binding
Source: RefSeq, a predicted model, not a curated record